Molecule: messenger RNA, 910 nt
Organism: Stylophora pistillata
Lineage: Eukaryota; Metazoa; Cnidaria; Anthozoa; Scleractinia; Pocilloporidae
Product: ankyrin repeat and SAM domain-containing protein 1A
Molecular function (GO): protein binding
Source: RefSeq, a predicted model, not a curated record
GCUUUUCAAAUCUGCAUCACAGCUAACAUCUUAGUUUCUCGUCGCAAAAAUGUCUUUGGAGGGUAGUAUGAGAAAUUAUUUGGAGUCAGUUGGACUGCGAGAGAUUUGCCUUAAAAUGGAGAGUCACGGAUUUAACCAGAUCAGCGAUAUCUUGAGUAUGGAUGACGAAGAUCUCGCUGUUGCAAUUCCUGACGAGGAAUCAAAGAUGAAGUUUAAGACAGUAUUGCAUCAAGACGUAAGACUGGUGAAAAUUUGGCUGGACUCUCUUGGUCUUGGUCAGUAUUAUGACCAGUUCCAAGCCUCUGGAUUGAAAAGUCUGGCCCGAUGCUCUGGUCUGAGCCUACGGUCGCUGGACAGCGUGGUUUUUAACCUCCCAGGACACAAAAAGAGGGUGUUCAGGGAAGCUCAGAGCUUGCUGGGAUACGGAACAGUGGUGGCAGAGGGAGCCUGGGAAGAGCACGAGCAGUUGAGGGGUGGAAAGUUUGGUAAAUUUCUUUGUCUCACAGCUGACAUUUUUGCCCGUGACCCGCAAGAAACGCGGAAUAACCCGAAUGAAGGCGCCGCCGCUGUCCCACACCGAAGAGUGAAGUUUAUGGUGGAUUCUGGAAGUGACAUGGUCACACUACAUUAUGACAUCAUCAAGGAAUUGCAACUGCCUGUUAAGGGUUGUGCAAAGCAGGAAGUACCUGGAGGACAGACACGGGAAUUACCAUUGUACAGCGCCUGUCUGGGAAUUGGUAGGAAAAUGCUGAACAUUCAGAUAGUUCCAGACAGUGUUAGCACUGUGGGAACUCCAGUGCUUUGGGAAUUCCGUCAUCGCAUUGAUGGAGAAAAGCAUGUGUGGCUUGCCAAAGCCGGCGAGUUUGACAUCAAACCUUAGAGGGUUCAGCCAUCUAGUCGCUUAAGUUAG